AUGUAUCGACAAAGUGUUAAACUGCUUCUAUUUAGCAAGCCCAUUACUCAGGGAUACGCUGCUCAGUUACCGCAACCAACACCAACGAGCCGCCGCACAUCAUGGCGUCGAGCCUUUGAUGUAAAUGAGGAAGUGCGGGAGAUGUAUACACCCAGUGCAGAGCGGUAUGAGGAAUGGUAUAAAGAAACAUACGGCAUUGAGGAUCUCAGUGAUGGGUGUUGUGCCUCUGGGGCGGCGUCCAAUAGACUUUUAGAUGAUCGAAAGAAUAUGGAGACAAGUGUUGGAUUGCCUGAUCUUCAUGCUGUGGAAGAUGAAUUGGAGUUUUGCUCACAACAGUUCAACCACAAUACACUCGUACGAUGA
This is a messenger RNA of Trypanosoma theileri, 363 nucleotides long. RefSeq lists its product as uncharacterized. Bases 1 to 363 code for a protein of 120 amino acids. The record is from RefSeq and is a predicted model, not a curated record. The transcript has a single exon. Lineage: Eukaryota; Euglenozoa; Kinetoplastea; Trypanosomatida; Trypanosomatidae.